GCCGGCGCGUGAGGAGGUUUAGUUGCUGCUGGGGACCAUCUGAGAGCACCCGGGCGUUGCUUUCCCUCAGGCUGCUGGCUUCAGUGUGGGUGAUGCCCAGCACAGCCAUGAAGAAAAAGGUGCUGUUGAUGGGAAAAAGCGGGUCUGGUAAGACCAGCAUGAGAUCCAUUAUCUUCGCAAACUACAUUGCCAGGGAUACGCGGCGUCUCGGUGCUACAAUUGAUGUCGAGCACUCCCAUGUUCGAUUUCUAGGAAACUUGGUGUUAAACCUGUGGGACUGUGGUGGACAGGACACCUUUAUGGAGAACUACUUCACCAGCCAGCGGGAUAACAUUUUCCGCAAUGUGGAAGUCCUGAUCUAUGUCUUCGAUGUGGAGAGCCGCGAGUUGGAGAAGGACAUGCAUUACUACCAGUCAUGCCUGGAGGCCAUUCUCCAGAACUCUCCCGAUGCCAAGAUCUUCUGCCUAGUGCACAAGAUGGAUCUGGUACAAGAGGAUCAGCGUGAUCUGAUUUUUAAAGAGAGGGAGGAGGACCUGAGGCGUCUGUCCCGUCCCCUGGAGUGUGCUUGCUUUAGAACAUCUAUCUGGGAUGAAACCCUUUACAAGGCUUGGUCCAGUAUAGUUUAUCAGCUGAUUCCUAAUGUCCAGCAACUGGAAAUGAACCUGAGGAACUUUGCUCAGAUUAUUGAAGCAGAUGAAGUUCUUCUGUUUGAAAGAGCCACUUUUCUGGUCAUUUCCCACUAUCAGUGCAAAGAGCAGCGUGAUAUCCACAGAUUUGAGAAAAUUAGCAACAUUAUCAAACAGUUCAAACUGAGCUGCAGUAAGCUGGCUGCUUCUUUCCAGAGCAUGGAGGUCAGGAACUCUAACUUUGCUGCUUUCAUUGAUAUCUUUACAUCGAAUACAUACGUGAUGGUGGUCAUGUCAGAUCCUUCCAUACCUUCUGCAGCUACACUGAUCAACAUCCGCAAUGCCAGAAAGCACUUUGAAAAGCUGGAGAGAGUGGAUGGACCAAAGCACAGUCUGCUUAUGCGUUGAGCGUUGGCCAGUCGUAUGAUCCUUGUGGGGAAAAAGUUGGAACUACAUUUUCUAGGAGAAUCUAACAAUGUGGGUGUCUUUGUGGGCUUUGAAAUGAGUGUGCUGCUUACCACUGCAAUCUUCGUUUUUUUUCUCCUUUUAACGUUGGACACUAGUCACUCAGAUGACGUCUGGAUAUACUGCGGACCUUCAAAAGAGACUUCCUGGCAUAUUAGGGAUUGGGAAGAUGUAAGGGCAGGUGAUGUGCACGUGGUCUGAUAAGGCUGGUUGCCAUAGUCACACACAAUGAAGCCUUUUGGUGUUUUGCUGUAUUCCAGAUUGCCACAUAAAUCACAAGGAUGGAAUACUUACUAUUUUAUCAGCAAGUUGCUAGAAUACAUUUAUAAAUUUCUCCUUGUCUUCAGUCAUGAAAAUAAAUUUUUGCUACCAGGGA
This is a messenger RNA of Alligator sinensis (Chinese alligator), 1467 nucleotides long. Its product is annotated as ras-related GTP-binding protein A. Bases 93 to 1034 code for a protein of 313 amino acids. Gene Ontology annotation, cellular component: lysosome; nucleus; Gtr1-Gtr2 GTPase complex. Lineage: Eukaryota; Metazoa; Chordata; Crocodylia; Alligatoridae. Gene Ontology annotation, molecular function: GTPase activity; GTP binding. Gene Ontology annotation, biological process: cellular response to amino acid stimulus; cellular response to starvation; regulation of autophagy. The record is from RefSeq and is a predicted model, not a curated record. The transcript is spliced from 10 exons.